AUGACAGCAACCAAGCUACCAUCCCAGCUGUGCUGCCCUCCCUGGAUGCUACCACUGGCAACUGGUUCCAAUGUGCCUUCAUCUAUCACCUCCCUGAAAAUCAACAUUCCUAACAACAAUGCCAAUAAUACCACAAACAUCAUCAACUUUCAUUCCCCUAACAACAACACCAAUACCACUACAAACUCCAUCAACUUUCACUCCCCUAACAACAACACCAAUACCACUAUGAACUCCAUCACUCACACAACAUGCAGUGCCAAAAUUUUCACCUCCCAGCCAGGAGUCAGCCACACUGUGGAUUUCUACGUGCUUAUUCAUCCACAUGGGGGGCUGGUUCCUCCACCCAUCAAACUGCUGCUGGCACCCAGCUCCCUCCCCCAAGCCCAUAUGCUACUGCUCCCUCUCCCAAACCCUCAGCCCCCUCUCCAAGACUCUCAGCUCCCUCCGCUGAACCAACUUGACACUGGCGCUCAGCACAGUCCCCCAGCUUACCUUCCCCCUUCACAUCACCCCCCUCCUCAUUUCACCGGCACCAGGGGCAGUCCAGUUGAUGACCUGGAUGGUGACCUCUAUGAUGACCCUUACGCUGAUGACAAUGGCCCUCUCUCUGCUCCCCACUACCAGUUGCUUGACCCAUUCUGUUGUCAUCAGCCCUCAGCCCACUCCCCCAAGCACAUGUGCCACUAUUAA
Molecule: messenger RNA, 693 nt
Organism: Suillus subaureus
Lineage: Eukaryota; Fungi; Basidiomycota; Agaricomycetes; Boletales; Suillaceae
Exons: 2
Coding region: 1-693 (230 amino acids)
Source: RefSeq, a predicted model, not a curated record